Molecule: messenger RNA, 2784 nt
Organism: Symbiodinium sp. CCMP2592
Lineage: Eukaryota; Dinophyceae; Suessiales; Symbiodiniaceae
Source: the annotation of a GenBank genome assembly
AUGAAGGCUCUACACGAUCAGCGUGGAAGCAGACAACAAGGUGCACGGGGCCGACAAGUGCGGCGCCACAGCGGCGCAGCAGGACGCCUUUUGGUAGCGGCAUGCUGCGCAGCUGUCGUUGCCGUGGCUGUCAACAGCCCUAGCCGCGCAGACAGACGGCGAGCGAGGGAAGCUGCCGAAGAGCUUGAGCUCGAAACGGAAGGAAGCAGUGAGCUGGAUGAGGAGCAGGAAUACCCUUUGGUAGCUGCAGGUGGCUCAGCAAGUAGCCCGUCCACACAGGCCUUCUUGUCUUUGGAUGAAAAGGAUGGCCGAUUUUGUGGCAAAGAGGGAGACCUUUGCAAGUGCUUUGGCAAAGUGCGCUACGGACGCCUUUUUUCCUGGUCCGGCGACCUCGUGGUCGACGGCAGCGUGAACUGCUCAGCUGCCCUGUUCGGUGAUCCCAUGCCGAUGGACCUCAAGAUUUGCAAGUGCUACCCGACCAUGUGUACCACACAAGUGGGCAUUUGCACACCAGAGCCUUGCAUGUGCCCCACGUCCCGUGAUCCGGACAUGGAAUGGGCCAAGAAGACGCUUAUGACAGGCGAUGGCACGAAGUGCUGGGCCUGUGAGAAGAAGCGUGCCAGCACUGGUGUGGCAGAGUCUGGCAACUCCACCUACUGCCCUACGCAGAUGGGUCGUUGCUCUCUGAAGCGGUCCUGCAAGUGCGAAGACCCGGCCGACACCAAGCGCGUCAUGCGGACGAAGAACGGAGAGAAGUGCUGGACCUGCGCUCCGGUCGGGGAAGGCAGGGCCAUGGGCAUGGACAGCGGUCAGAGAGCCAUGUUCUGGAUGCUGCCGCUGCUUUGGUCCUUUAUGGAUUGGCCAAACUCUUUCUGGCAGGUGUGCAACGGCGACAGGGCAUUGACCAUCUUUUCGGCUCUUUGCAUCGUCGGGUACCUUCUGCAGGUCUUCGCACCCUUCCUUCGCCUGGACCGGUUCUUCUCCUUCUAUGCGCCGUGUAUGAAGAAGGGUGAGUUCUGGCGCUUCUUCACCUACUUCAUGCUGCAUUCAGAUCUGCAGCAUCUGUGCGUGAACCUGUUCCACCUGAUGGAUGCCCUGGAUCUUGAAGGGGUGCCAGAUCUUGAAGUCAGUCCAGGAGUACCGCUCAAGUGCACCCGUGAUGGCCCCGUGGCCACGAUCUGUUAUCCCGAUGUCGGGAUCGGCUGGAACAAUGUGGUGGGUAUCAUGGCCACGGUGCUUGCGUUUGGUGCGUUGGUGGGCACGAUGAAGAACUUCGGCGCCCUGGUCCAGGGCGCGAGUUCAGUUUGCUUCGGCGUGGACGGAGCGCUCAUCGCGCUGUAUGGCGUCUUCCUCGGUGCUGGGUUAGAUCAGAAGUUGAAGAUUCCGGAGUUCGGUGCUUUCUUUUGGAUGCGCAUCGGAAUCAUCGCAUUUCACAUCAUUAUUGACAUUGUCCAGAGCGUUUGUGGUUCUGGCAAGGAUACAGUGGGCACUGUUGCACACAUGGCCUCCCUUGUCGCAGGCUUUUGCUACGUCAUCCUGGUUCUUCCGCCGAUGGGUGAUGGGAGCUUCUUUGGAAGCGACAGGCCCUACAUUGUCAACUGCGGUAUGACAAGCCCGAAGUAUGUGACAUUAGAUGAAGCAACUACGCAAUGUCUGGCCUUCUUCAGAAGGAGCAAUGGCAUUGAGAUUAACACCGCGCAGAACAUAGCAAGUGCUGUGCUAAUCAUCGGUGUCGUAGUCGCGAUCGUGAACGCAAUCCAAAAGCGGGACAUCACAGACGAUGGAAUCGCCGUCUUUUCAUGUGGAGACUCGCAGCAGCCAGAGAAACGAGCUGUCCGAGAUGACAAGACAACAGAGCUGGACCAGGAGAUCACAGGCAGGGAGAAAGUCUUGGGCGAGGUCAAAGACACAGCCCGGAACCAUGAGCUCCAAACCCUGUCGGCUCAGUCGGCUCACAGCAUCCACUGUGUGACAAUGGCCUCUGCACAGGGCUGCCUGCUCCUGUCCUUGGCACGGCCCGAAUUGCCGCGACCAAGUCUCAAGGGGGAGGUGAAGCCAUAUGGGUCAGAUGCCCGUUCUGCAGCCGAAGAUGAAGAGAAGGGUGUCCUCACGUUGUUGCAGGAGUACGUACAGACAUCCCCAAGCUUCCGUAUUCCUCAGGGCAUGCCUGCUCUCCAGUGGGGCUACGAUGUCAAACUCACGAAAACAAGGAAGUCUCGCUUCCGGGCUCGCGUUGCCUUCUUGCUUGAUGGCAUACCGCAUCAUGCCAUCGGCGCGUGGGAUAGCUCCAAGAAGAAUGCCCAGCGGCAGUUGGCGGACGUUUGCUUGAAGUUCUUCAUCGGCGCGUGGAGUUCGCAUUUGCGUCAGCAAGUUCUCGAAGCCGGACACGGAAGCAGAGCCUUCCAGGUUAGAUCUGAUGCCGUAUUGAGCCAGUUCCUUCAGAGCUACGAGCCUUGCGAAACGACACCAGCUUGGAGCGUGGAAGUCGUGAGAAACCAUGCCGAGCCAGGCGCAUCUUCCGGGCCUACCGCAGGAUAUAGAGCCCUUGUGCAUCUGCAGCUUCUGGGUGUCCCGCACACCUUCGCGGGACAGCUUUGUGGCACGGCCGAAGAUGCGCAGACCGACACUGCCAAGCGGGUGCUGUGGUACUUGCAGUGCCCAGGGUUUGAGGAUGCAUUCCAACUGGAUCCCAGAGUAUUCGAGUGCCAGGACCGGCUUGUGGCACCUUCGCCACAGUGGAGUCAGUGGCCAUCUCCGAGCUCGUCUGCAGAGCAGAUCCCGUGA